Messenger RNA from Ostertagia ostertagi, 3174 nucleotides. NCBI's taxonomy places the organism in Eukaryota, Metazoa, Nematoda, Chromadorea, Rhabditida, Trichostrongylidae. The record is from the annotation of a GenBank genome assembly.
AUGACCAUCAACAUUCAGCCUAUUCUGGAAAACAAAAGGAUUAUACUUUACCCCUUGCAAGAGCAGGAUUUUGAAGCACUCUACCAGGCCGCUGCUGACCCUGCAAUCUGGACACAGCACCCGAACCCGGACCGUUGGAAAAAAGACGUUUUCCGGACAUUCUUUGACGGAGCAAUGAAUAGUAAAGGAGCGUUUAAAAUUGUAGAUAAGACCAGCACUAAAAUACUGGGCAGCACUCGUUUUUAUGAUUACGAUGAAAACGAAAACAGCCUGCUGAUCGGGUACACCUUUUAUGCAAAAGAAUACUGGGGCAAGGGGAUUAAUCUUUCAGUAAAAGCGUUGAUGCUCGACUAUAUCUUCCAGUUUAUUUCGCAGAUUGGCGGCAUCAGGCAGGUGAUCCAUGUAAAAGGAGCGCGGAAUGCACCGGUAAUUCUAUUCCUGCAUGGCGGCCCUGGCAGCUCAAGAAUGAAAGACGCAGAAAAAUUUACCACUGAACUGCAACAGAAAUUUACUGUAGUCCAAUGGGAUCAGCGGGAGACGGGCAAGACGCUCCAACUCAAUCAUACCAACAAGCCGAUCACCCUUUCAUUAAUGGAACGGGACACUUAUGAGCUGGUCAACUCCUUAUUGAAGCGGUUUCAUAAAGACAAAUUAUACCUCGCCGGCGAAUCAUGGGGAACCGUGCUGGGGUUUUAUAUGGCGGCCAAACAUCCGGAACUGCUGCAUGCCUACCUCGCCUUCAGCCCGGUAGUAGACCAGGUGGCCAGCGAGCAGAUGGCCCUGAAUAUGGUAAAGAACGAAGCGGUGCAAGGCGGCGAUCUCGCCGCGCAGCAUGAGCUUGGAACGGUAAAAAUUCCGUUCGAAAACGUUGAGCAGAUUUACUAUCUGCGGAAAUGGCUAUUCGUGCAUGACGGAACGCCACUACCGGAUAAGGAUACCGCAAUGAUCAAAGCCUACAUGCAAUCCUGGACAGGCACCUGGAUGAAUACCUGGAAUGCAGCCAUGCAACCCCCCGAUUAUCUGGCCGAUAUCUUUAGCGGAGGGCCAAUUUCCUGCCCUACCAACCCCGACGCAAGUUUGGAUCCGUUUAAUCCGCUGGUCAAUGCAACUAAUAAUAAUAUGGAUGCCAAGGCCUUGGGUUAUAUCUCGCCAAUGCAAAUUUCCAGAAAUAUACGAAGCGCCUUUAUCGGAGACUGUAAAAGUUAUAUUUACCCUACUGAAGCGCCCAAUGUUAAUCCAUGGAUUGUAAACAGUGAUCAGACCUGGGAUUUCGCAAUACGUAUGUACCAGGAUAUAAUCGUCAAAACCGGAACAACCCUGACCAUUAAGUGCGAAGUACAAAUGCCAUCAGGCAGCAGGAUACUGGUAGAGAAAGGGGCGAAGCUUAUUAUCGACGCAGGACGUGUUACCUCUUACCACCAAAGGAGACGUUGGAACGGCAUAGAGCUGGUAGGCAAUAGAAACCUCACCUCCACUCCGGCUAACCAGGGUUCCGUAGAGCUGAUCAACGGUGGUAUUAUAGAAAAUGCAUGGAACGGGAUACGCAAUUUUACCUGGGAUAAUGGCGCCCAGGGAGGUGGUAUCAUCAAAGCUUCCAAUGCCUAUUUUUACAAUUGCUGGAGAGUAGGUGCCGAGGCGUACAGCGAUAUACGUAACAACAGCAUCAAAAAAAUGACUUCUUACAUCGUGAAUAAUGGCAACCAGGCCUUAUUUGCCAGUGGUGUGGGUAUAUACCUCGACCGCACCAUCGGCUCUUAUGUGGCUUGCGAAAACGUGGUGGACGGUGUGCCGGGUAGUGGCAGCAGCAACAGUACUUCGCUCAACCCUGUAGGGCUCGUAGCCAACCAUACCCAUGCCGGAGGAGCUACCGUACUCGAAAACACCUUUAGCAAUAUCAAACGGGCCUUCCCGGAAAUGGCCAAGCUGAAAAGUGAUUUUGGCAUCAUUAAAGCAAAUGGGCAUGCAUUUAGUGCCGAAGGUCAAUUGCUGUUUGGUAAUAUUGUACGCCUGUAUAAUGAAGCGGAUGACGAUGCCGGUCUUAUUUCAUUCCUCGUAGCCGAAAAUGAUGAUCAUGCACGUGCCGGGCAAUCGGCCUUUGUACCCCUGGCCGAUGCGACCGACCGUAACGUGAUCCAUGUGCUUGGCGCCGGUAUAGAUGCCAUCCCUCCGCAACGGGCCACUUCCGGCGGCGUUAGUGUGCAGGUAGAUGCCGCGGUACAGCAACCCGGAUUUUACCGGCUGGCAGCAGGUGCCAGCGAUAGUGUGCUCAUCGCUAUGAACGCCAGCCGUACCGAAUCUGACCUGGAUACCUGGACGAUGAAUACGCUUAAAAAAGAAUGGGCCGAGGGGCGGAUCGUCUCUAUCUCAUCUUCAAUUGAAAACACAGACAAUGUCCCGGAAAUAGCUGUUCCCGGGCUUACCCUCAGCACUGGCUGGGUAGACUUAUUUGCCGACUAUUGUGAACCCGGUUAUGAGCAUAAGGAAACCAUCGCUUCAGGACUGGAUGCCGCCCGCGCGGGUGGCUUUACCGAUGUAUUGCUCCUCCCUAAUACCAACCCGGUUAUCGAUAGCAAAAGUGGCGUACAGGCCCUGUUGCAAAGAGUUGCCGGCCAUACCGUACGCCUGCAUCCACUAGGUGCCGUGAGCCGUGAAAUUGCCGGCAAGGCGCUGGCCGAAAUGCUGGAUAUGCGUGCACACGGAGCCAUUGCCUUUACCGAUGGCUGGCACCCCGUACAAAACAGUAGCUUACUGCUGAAAGCACUGGAAUAUGUAAAAGCGUUUAAGGGCAUCAUCCUUCAAAUGCCGGUUGAUACCAGCCUUUCGGCUGGCGGGCUGAUGCAUGAAGGGGAAAUCUCCACCCGGCUGGGUAUGCCCGGCAUCCCGGCACUGGCCGAAACCUUAAUGGUACACCGCGAUAUAGAACUGGUACGUUAUACCGGCUCCCGGCUACACAUCACCGGUAUCUCUGCGGCUGAAAGUGUAGCGAUGAUCCGCGCGGCCAAAGCAGAAGGCCUGGAUGUGACCUGCUCAGUUACACCUUAUCACCUGGCGCUGAACGAUGAAGCACUGCUGCAAUACAGCAGCCUUUAUAAAGUAACACCACCAUUACGCAGUGAGGCCGACCGCCAGGCGCUGAUAGAAGGGCUGAGUGAUGGUACCAUUGACUGCAUUGCC